Molecule: messenger RNA, 1539 nt
Organism: Sodiomyces alkalinus F11
Lineage: Eukaryota; Fungi; Ascomycota; Sordariomycetes; Glomerellales; Plectosphaerellaceae
Product: amino acid permease
Exons: 5
Coding region: 1-1539 (512 amino acids)
Biological process (GO): amino acid transmembrane transport
Cellular component (GO): membrane
Molecular function (GO): L-amino acid transmembrane transporter activity
Source: RefSeq, a predicted model, not a curated record
AUGGUCUCGACACCCCCGGCCGACGAACCAAACACGCGCAUUUUCACCGUUAAUGAGUCGCGCAAGAUUGGCGUCCCUGGCGCCGUUUUUCUGAUCACGAACAAGAUGAUCGGGACCGGAAUAUUCUCUACACCUUCUGGCGUCUUUGCGGCGACCGGUUCCGUCGGCAUCAGCCUCAUGUUCUGGGUUAUCGGCGGUAUCCUCUCCCUCUGCGGUCUCAGCGUCUACCUCGAAUUCGGUCUCGCGAUCCCUCGGUCUGGUGGCGAGAAAAACUACCUCGAACGUGUCUAUCGUCGCCCCAAGUACCUAGCCACCUGCGCGUUCGCAUCCUACAUGAUCCUCUUGGGGUUCUCUUCGGCCAAUGCGCUGACUUUUGGCCGCUAUGCUCUCCUGGCCUCGGGGAAAGAAAGCGUCGACAGCUGGUUAGCCCGCGCCAUCGCCAUCCUGUGCGCGACGUUUGGCAUCUUCAUCCACGCCGUUGCGCCGAAAUGGGGCAUGCGUCUCGUCAACGUUCUCGGCAUCUUCAAGCUGGCCAUCCUCCUCUUCAUCAUCUUCUCCGGAUUCGCAGCAUUGGCCGGCCGCCGGCUCGUCCCGGACCCCCGCAACUUUGACGACGCGUUCCGUGUCGAGAAAGGGUAUGGGUACGGCAACAACAGCGGUGCCUAUGGCUACGCCAUCGCGCUGCUCCGCGUCAUGUACAGCUACCAGGGCUGGGAGAACGCCAACCACGUCGUGGGCGAGAUGAGGAACCCGCGUCGGACGUUGGCCAUGGGUGCGCCCCUCGCCGCCUGCAGCGUGAUCGCUCUCUACGUCCUGGCCAAUGUGGCCUAUUUCGCAGCCAUCCCCAAGUCGGACAUGGCCACGUCCGAGGUCCUCGUGGCGGCCAUCUUCUUCCGCAACAUGUUCGGCGGCUACGCCGGCCGCCGCGUCCUGCCCGCUUUCAUCUGCCUAUCUAACCUCGGCAGUGUGCUGGCGGUCAGUUUCACGCACUCCCAUCUCAACCAGGAGCUCGCCAAGGAGGGCCUCCUCCCGCUUAGCCGCUUCUGGGCCUCGAACAGGCCCUUCAAGACCCCGGCAGCCGCGUUACUCCUUCACUGGAUUGUCUCCGUCGUUGUGCUCCUGGUGCCGCCCGACGGGGCCGCCUACAAUUUCAUCGUCGACCUCUGCGCCUACCCGGUGGCGUGGAUCCUCGUCUUCGUCAGCGGCGGCCUCAUCUACCUUCAGUGGAACAAGUCGGAGAACUGGACGUCGCCCUGGCACACCUUUCUGCCCAUCUCCCUGUCGUUUUUGCUCGCCAACGCCUUCCUCGUCGUCGUCCCCUGGAUCCCGCCGCCGGUCACCGUCGACGCGAACGGCGGCUACCCGUACUACGUCUUCCCUCUGGUAGGCGUGGGCUAUAAGCUUCUGCCAUAUAUUGGCGACUACGAGAUUGUGACGGCACACGAGUUGGAUGAAAAGGGGAAUGAGGUGAUUCGACACAGGAAGGUCAAAAGGGGCGAGUCAGACCAGCCUGAGCAGGGUCCGGUCCUCGGGGGAUAA